This is a messenger RNA of Aspergillus heteromorphus CBS 117.55, 1531 nucleotides long. RefSeq names its product ubiquitin C-terminal hydrolase 37. NCBI's taxonomy places the organism in Eukaryota, Fungi, Ascomycota, Eurotiomycetes, Eurotiales, Aspergillaceae. Gene Ontology annotation, biological process: protein deubiquitination; ubiquitin-dependent protein catabolic process. The coding region runs from base 195 to 1424 and encodes 409 amino acids. Gene Ontology annotation, cellular component: cytoplasm. The transcript has 6 exons. The record is from RefSeq and is a predicted model, not a curated record. Gene Ontology annotation, molecular function: cysteine-type deubiquitinase activity.
CACCUAGUAGUCCUUUAUUCAUGCCGCGACGCCACGGAACUAUGACUAUCUACAGCACUGUAACUUCUCUUCCCAGCUACUAGUACCACAGCUACUUCUAGAUGGAUCGAAUCACUUAAGCUACUUGUUGUGUGUAUCCGCCUGGUUGCCCUGACUUUAUUAACCUUUUCUACUUGUUAGGGAGCCUGACCAGCAUGGCUCAGCACAUCAAACAAAGGCGGUUAGAUGCUCAACCCGAAUGCGCGGAUGCCAUGUGUCUACCAGCAUCAAAACGGGAGAAGGAUUCUUGGAGCGGCUUCUGUGAGCUUGAAUCAGAGCCUGCCCUUUUCAACGUCAUGCUCCGAGAAUUUGGAGUAAAGGGGGUCAAAGUUCAAGAAGUUAUAUCUCUGGAUGAGGAAAUGAUGAGGUUUUUGAACAAACCUGUCUAUGGAUUGAUCUUUCUCUUCCGUUGGCGGGAGGACGAUCCAGAGAAGCAAGAAGCGAGCUGUCCAGAGGGAUUGUGGUUUGCCAAUCAGACCUCCAGCAAUUCCUGUGCCAGUGUAGCCCUCUUGAAUAUCGUCAACAAUAUCCAGGGGAUUGACCUCGGAGAUAAUCUGCAACACUUCAAAGACUUCACCAUGCCAUUUACGCCUGCGCUGAGAGGAGACGCAAUAAGUAAUUUUGAAUUUGUGAAAAGAAUACACAAUUCAUUUGCGAGGAAAAUGGACAUGCUUGGCUCGGAUUACCAGCUCAAGACUGAGGCCGCGUUGAAGCGAAGUCGUUCAGCCAAGAAUAAGAACGAGGAAGACAAUACAGAUGCGGGUUUUCACUUCAUCGCUUUUGUUCCUGCCCUGGAUAAACUCUGGAAGUUUGAUGGUUUGGAACGCCAGCCCCAGUCCCUCGGGCCUUGUGCAUCCGGUGAGGAUUGGCUGGAUCUGGUAAAGCCCAACAUCCGUGCCAGAAUGCAGGCAUAUGAAGAAGACCAAAUUGAAUUUUCUAUCCUAAGCCUCGCUAGGGAUCCCCUCCCCGAGCUCGUUGGCCAAUUGGCGACGAAUGUAAAGUGUUUAGAGAUCGUGCAUGAACGCAUCGGCUCAUGCACACAGGAACCGAUCAAUAUGGGCUCAGCUUUUGCAGCUCCAAUGUCCCGGGAUCUUAUCAUUGGGCCCAAUGAUUCCUACGCACUCACGAGGGAGAUGGUUGACCAGGUGGCUAUCCCGGACGCACAAGGGAACGAAUACCUAACUUGCUCAAUGGAAACGCUUGUACAGCACCGGCACAUGUUGAGUCGUGUUCAGCAGGAUCUCCGGGCAUCGAUCCGGGAGGAGCAACAGUCCCAACGGGCAGAUGAUGACUAUGCGGAAGGCCGGAGGUAUGAUUACGGUCCAGCCGUCCGAACCUGGCUACGAUUUUUGGCACGGAAGAGGGCCAUCGAAGGCCUGUUGUGAUGAUGGCAAAGUCAUGUGAAGGACAAGUGAAUGAUUGUAUCAACGUUAGAUGAUAGAGUAUGAUGAUCUUCCCGGUUGUCGGGUGAUACAUGCCGGUGCGUGACAUG